Messenger RNA from Durio zibethinus, 3271 nucleotides. The record is from RefSeq and is a predicted model, not a curated record. NCBI's taxonomy places the organism in Eukaryota, Viridiplantae, Streptophyta, Magnoliopsida, Malvales, Malvaceae.
UUUGCCUACAGUGAUGGCCUCUUCUGCUUUUCCGGUCUUACUAGACUGCGCUCGAGCUGUUGAAGAUGGGGAUCUGAAACUUGCCGAUUCACUGCUUGAGCAGAUCUGGACUCUUGCAGCUGACGAACCCGACAAACAACAAAGCAUGGUUGUGAAAUACUUUGCAGAAGCUCUAGUUCGCCGAGCGUACGGACUCCAUCCUGACUUUGCCUAUUUCAAAUUGCAGAUGACUCCUCCAUUGCAUUUACAGUAUUGGGAUGGUAUUGCUAAUGAGAGUAUCGGAGAUGCCAUCAACAACACCGUGAUGGGAAAGAAGCGAGUGCACCUCAUUGAUUUCCGCAUAUCAAAUCUCUAUUACACUGAAGACUUGUUUGAUUUAGUAACCGAUGCUUAUGCUGAUGCUUUGGACGAUCUCAUAUCAGUCCGUGUAAGUGUCAUAUUACCACCGUCUCUGAAAAAAAUUAUAAAUGUCCAAGAAGAAAAGGAUUAUAUAACUGAGGCGGUCACGCGAUAUAAAUUUAAGUUGGAGAAGUUGGAAGUGGUUUACGCUAAUAGUUUGGAAGAAGUGGGUGAGUCUAUGUUGGAUUUCAGAAGAACAGAGGAUGAGGCUGUGGUCGUCUUCUAUUUCUUUAAACUCUCUAUGUUGCUGAGACAGGCUGGAAUAUUGGAGAGAGAGUUGUUAAAGUUGAGGAAUAUAAACCCGGACCUUGUGAUAAUAAAAGAGUAUGCUGCUAAUCAUAAUCACUCCGAUUUCAUUAGACGCUUUGAGGACUCUUUUCAACAUUACUCCCAUGUUUUUGGUCGAGACAAUAAAGAAGACAAUAAAGAAGAGAAUUGUUUAAGGCGACAUAUAAAUAAUAUAGUGGGAUGUGAAGGUAGGGAUAGAAUUGUGCGACACCAUACUUUGGAUCAGUGGCGAUCCCACUUGGAAACAAAUGGCUUUUUUCCAUUUCCACUCAAGCUGGACCAGAUUAGCGGGCUUAGUCGUUGCUAUCGUGAGGACAAUGGGUGUUUGGUUAGGAUCCAGGACAAUUGCCCUAUAUAUUUCAUAUCGGCAUGGAAACUCAAAGAUGGGGAGCAUCACUUCAAUCCAAUCGGCAAUAAUUUUGUUCAAGGUUGCAAUCCAAGUCCUCGAUUAGAAGAUAAAGUACAACCUUUACAACCUUUUCCAGAGGGUUUCAAAUUAAAUCAAUUGGCUGCUUUGGCUGAGAUACAUGACAUGUUACAAGAGUUAUGUUCUGAAAAUAAGAUUGAAUUGGCUUUAACAUGGACUUAUGAGGAUAAUAUGAAUGAAAUUUGGUUAGAUCCAUACGAGAAACGUACUCUAAUCUUCCAAAGUACUUUUUGUUAUUUUGAUGAUCAUGAGGAUCCAUCGUUGAUUGGAAGAAAUGAAGUACUUCAACUUUUACAAGGGUUUGCUAGGAAAGCACUUCAAUCAAGUGAGCACUUCCUUGUUAAGCCAAGUAUUUCUGAGUUUAUGAAACUUUACCAUCCAAAGAGUGUUAAAUGGUUUUGUAUUGCCGAUUGUGCUGCUGCUGCAAUCUGUUUACAAAACCGUUAUACCACUGAUGAUGUUUAUGUAGUAGCAUUCUUGUGGCGUCCAUGUAAAACUAGGCCUGAAAAAGCAGAAUCCUUGGCACUUCGUAUCUUCAAUAGCUUGAAAAAUAUGAAGACAAGGUUUGUAAAAGUAAGGGUUCAGGACACUGAAAUUGGGUCUCAGGAAGGAGCUAUUUCGAACAUUCCGCAGGUGACAGUGCCUAUGAUAAAUCCUCCACCAGCUUCGUCUACCACUGAUUUUAUAUAUUCAAACACGAGGGAUGGUCAUGUAAUGGUAACAAAAGGGCUUAAUGAGCAGCGGGGAGUGAUUCCAAAUUUCCACCCACCAUUACCUAUGCAUGCUUCAACAACAGCUGGAACAGGUGGAGUAGUAUUGCAAACACCAGGGCCUCAUGAACCGGGAAAUGGGAAACAAACUUCUUUUGAGCCAAUUGCAAAUAAUGAGAAUGAGAUAGUAAAAGCAAAUGUAAAUAAUUUACUAAUCUCAAAUGCUAAAAGAAGAAAGUUGACAUCUGAUGUUUGGAAAGAAUUUAGCUGGAAGCAAGAUGGGGAUGGGAAAGAACUUGCUACAUGUGUAGAUUGUGGUACAAAGUUUGAUGGUUCAAGCAAGAAAGGAACUACUCACUUAAGAAAUCACUUGCAAAGAUGUAAAAAAAGGGCAGCCAAAGUUGGGAGAGGUGAUUUAAAAAAUGAAAGUGUUAGUGAAGGUAAUUCUUCAUUUGAUCAAGAUAGGAGUAGGAUGGAUGUUGCAAGAAUGAUUAUUAAGAAUCAGUUCCCAUUGAAAAUAGUUGAGGAUGAAUUUUUUACCAAUACUUUGAAAAAUUUGCAACCAAUGUUCAAACUUCAAUCACAAGAAGCUCUAUCAUUUGACAUAAUUCAUGUCUACAAAGAGAAAAAACAUAAGCUCUUUCAAUAUUUUGAUAAGCUCUCAUGUCGCUUUAAUUUAACAAUUAGUUUGUGGGCACAUGAUCCUGAAAAGAUUGUGGAUAACUCAGGUGAGAAGAAUGUUGAAAAUUCUAUUGAUGGUGCCAUUAAAACUUCAAAUGCAUGUUUGUGGGACAUUUUUGGUAUCUACAAGAAACUAAGUCAACAGGAUGGAAGAGGAUACCCAUUGAUGAAUGUGAAAUUUGAUAACAAUUGUAGGACAUGUAGCUUGGUUUUGGCAAUUGCAGCUGUUCUUGAUCCGCAGUUUAGAUUUGAUGUUUUGGAGUUCUCCUACAAGGCAAUCUAUGGCUAUGGUGAUGCCAAGAUUCACUUGAGAAUGAUUCGUGAUACUCUCACUGAUAUUUUCGAUGAAUAUGCAAGAAUUAUGUCUAAUGAGGCAUUGUUCUCCAAUGAUAAUAAUUCAUCGACAUUGUUGAACACUGAAGAAAAUACAAAGGAAUCUUUCCAUAGGUGGUACAAUUCCAAAAGGAAUACUGAAGCUUCAUCAAUAUCAGAACUUGAUAUGUAUCUUCGUCAACCUAUAACUAUUUCUUCCAAUCUAGAUCUUGACAUACUUGGUUGGUGGUGUGAACAAGCUUCAAGCUUUCCUAUUCUUGCGAGGAUGGUUCGUGAUAUCUUAGCAAUACCUAUGUCAUCUAUUAUAUCAGGUUCUACUUUCCAUGAAAAAGUUAUGAUGGACAAUCCAAUAUUCAGUGGAUUAGACCCUCAGAUCAUAGAGGCGAUGAUAUGCGGCAGGGAUUGGUUAGGAUCUCCUGAAGAAAGUAAGUAA